Thlaspi arvense is the source of this 393-nucleotide messenger RNA. The record is from the annotation of a GenBank genome assembly. NCBI's taxonomy places the organism in Eukaryota, Viridiplantae, Streptophyta, Magnoliopsida, Brassicales, Brassicaceae.
AUGCAUUCGUUGAUGCUUUCAUCAAAGCUGGCCGAAGUUCUGAUCUACAGUGGAAAAACGGCAAGGAGUUUUCCACUCUGCAGAGCAUUCGUUUCAGCGUCACCAAGGCCCUUACAAGGAAAAGAAGAGGCAGAGCAAUGCCAAAAAGUGAAAGAAGCAGCUGAGGCAGUGAAGGAAGGAGCGAAGCAAGUCAAGGAAACCACCGAGUAUAUCCAAGAUGUCGCUUCCACUACGGCUGGCCGCGUUACUAAGAUGACAAAAGAUGUGACGGAAAAAGUUACUGAAACAACUGAUUCCAUCACUGAAAAAGCUAAAGGAUCUGUAUCUGGAGUUUUAGGCACAGCAAAAAAUGCUACUGAUAUCAUCAAAAACAAGAUUCUUGGCGGUGAUUAG